Tetranychus urticae (two-spotted spider mite) is the source of this 1355-nucleotide messenger RNA. RefSeq names its product protein obstructor-E. Gene Ontology annotation, cellular component: extracellular region. The record is from RefSeq and is a predicted model, not a curated record. Gene Ontology annotation, molecular function: chitin binding. NCBI's taxonomy places the organism in Eukaryota, Metazoa, Arthropoda, Arachnida, Trombidiformes, Tetranychidae.
GGUUUAGUGUUUGAUGAUGUUGUUAGAGUUUAUACCGAUUUGGAGGAUCGCCUGUUUUAGGUCAUGAAGGUGGGUCUUCAAAGUUUCAGCGUUUAUCAGAACGGAUAAAACGCCUGGUUUGCCGGUUGAAUGUCGACUUUUGCUUUAUAUUAAUAUGUUAUACCUUCAAUUGAAAUCACAUUGUUAGAUGAUAUGAGCUUAGUAACAUUAACCCAUCUUAACGUCAAGUGAAAUCUUCAAACUCAACUCAAGCCCUGUUUUUGGUAUCUUUUUUCAUCAAAUAUUCCACCUUUUUACUGGACAACAACCACCAUGUUAUUUACAUUUGUUUUCACCCUUUUAGUAACAAUAUCAGGUUUCCAAUGCCAACGCCAAGGACCUCAGUUUAACUUUCCCGGUAAUAAUGGAUCACCUGGUUCACAAAAUUUUCAACCCUUCUCACCACCGGCUGCUCCAGCUUCAACACCGAGGGAACAAAACUCAGCUCCAGCCAAUGUACCCGCUCCACCACGACCCAUUCCAGCGGUCAACUUUGUCUGCCCUGAAAAGACUGGAUUCUUUCCACACUCCAAAAGCUGUGAUAAAUAUUAUGCCUGUGAAAAUGGUACCGCUACCUUGAAAACCUGUGGAAAUGGUUUAGUUUUUGAUGAUGCUGAUUACAUGAGGGAAAACUGUGCCUAUCCAUUCUCUGUUGACUGUGGUCAACGUACAGACAUGGAACCACCCAUAAGUACACCCAAUUGUCCACGAUUAUAUGGUAUCUUCCCUCAUUCAACCAACUGCAAAGUAUUUUACUCAUGUUGGAAUGGUGAAGCCAAUAGGUAUGACUGUCCACCCGGAUUGGCAUACGAUGAUGAACAGCGUGUUUGUGUUUGGGCCGAUUUAGUUAAUCGAUGUGAUAAAGCAACUUUAACUGAUGGUUUCGUUUGCGCAGAAGGCGGUGAAAGUGACCAACCUGGACAUUAUACUCGCCAUCCUCAUCCAACCGACUGUCGCAAAUUUUACGUUUGCAUUGAUGGUGUUGCUCGUGCUUAUGGUUGCUCAUUCGGAACCGUUUUCAAUACUGAUACACUUCAAUGUGAUGAACCUGAAAACGUUCAAGGAUGUGAAAAAUAUUACGGUGAUAUUGACCCAAAGACAGCCAAGAAGCUCAAAGGACAAAAUUAGUUUACUAAUUUCAAGAAGAAGAAACAAUUCUCAAGCCAUCUCAUGAUAAUCAUUUAAUAAUCCAUUUUUUUUAUUUUAAAGAAAAUCAAUUAAUCAAUUAUGUUAAUUAUCCUCUGAUCCUUCUUUUUUGUGUCCAUUGUCAAACAAAAUCUUUGAUGUAAAGGAAAAAUACUCACCAGAUGAAAUUA